Messenger RNA from Phytophthora sojae, 390 nucleotides. RefSeq lists its product as hypothetical. NCBI's taxonomy places the organism in Eukaryota, Oomycota, Peronosporomycetes, Peronosporales, Peronosporaceae. Bases 1 to 390 code for a protein of 129 amino acids. The transcript has a single exon. The record is from RefSeq and is a predicted model, not a curated record.
AUGAAGACGUCCAACUCCACGGACGAAGAACGCCAAUCCAUCUUAGACGAGAUUCUAAUUCGUUGUAGCAAUCUCGUUUUGUCCUCGGGAAGUUACACUGACCUGGCUAAGCGUUGGGGCUGCUACCCCUCGACAAUUAGCCGGAUAUGGCAUGCUUAUUGUGCAGCUCGGGUCGCUGGGUCCCCCAUCAACGCUGGGGGCCCACUUCUGUGGCCGUUCAUGGGGGACCCAUCACACGCUGGGUCUCCCAUGAACGGCCAAAGAAGUAGGAAAGCCAAGAAUAGCGGGAGUCGCGGAGAAGCGACCCAAAAGCUGCGUCGGUGCCUCUGCAAGAUCGCCAGGUGGUUCUGCGUGCUGCCGCAGUCGCCGGCAUCUCCCGGUACAUGGUGA